Messenger RNA from Theobroma umbraticum, 863 nucleotides. Its product is annotated as transcription factor bHLH62-like. Gene Ontology annotation, cellular component: nucleus. The record is from RefSeq and is a predicted model, not a curated record. Gene Ontology annotation, biological process: regulation of DNA-templated transcription. Gene Ontology annotation, molecular function: DNA-binding transcription factor activity; protein dimerization activity. NCBI's taxonomy places the organism in Eukaryota, Viridiplantae, Streptophyta, Magnoliopsida, Malvales, Malvaceae.
GCCACUUCUGCAUCAAGGAGGAAUCGAUUCAGGCUCCCCCAUAGCUGCAAUUCUCUCACAGUUAAAUUGUAAUUACGAGGAUUCAUCAAAUGUCGGCUUUUCCAAACUAGCAUCUUCCUUCUGUUCUAAACUCUUUUAUCGAGCCAAACACCUUGGAUUCCAUGUCUAGCUUCCUCAGGGAAGAAAGCAGCGCCACCAAAACCUGCUUUUCUUCAAACUUUCCGGAUGCAUGCUUCCAGGAAUUUAUUCCCGGGCAAUAUGCUCAAAACCAUGAAGCCAUAACUCUUAAUGAAGUGAAUCUAGAUGUCCCUUUCACAUUCCCUGUUAACCCUUUUGCUAUUGCAAAUCAGGACUUGGAGUCUACCGCCAUACGCACGCCGUUGGAACUUGAACAACGAGGCGAUGAUCAUCAACUUACAGGAGAAGGGUCGGCGUCGGAGAACAAGAGAAAGAAAGUGGAAACAAAGGUAGAAAGAGAGAAAAAAGGAAAAAAUAUUCGUGGCUUGGAGCAAGCAAAGGAAAGCAGGCUGAAGCCUGAUAUAAAGAACAAGAAGAAAGUUCCUGAGAAGGUCGAAACAGAUAAUUAUGUUCAUGUCAGAGCGGGGAGAGGUGAAGCAAAAGACAAGCACAGCCUUGCCGAGAGGGUCAGAAGGGAGAAAAUCAGCGUCAGGAUGAAGCUAUUGCAAUCACUUGUUCCUUGAUGUGACAAGCUGACUGGCAAGACCCAGAUACUGGAUGAAAUCAUUAGAUAUGUUCAAUGCUUACAGUAUCAAGUAGAGGUUACUCUCCAAGUCACAGCUUCUGCUAUUACUCUUACUGCUCAUUUUUAACUAUAUAAUUUAACAGUCGACAAUUAUAUAUGU